This is a messenger RNA of Physeter macrocephalus (sperm whale), 592 nucleotides long. Its product is annotated as guanylate-binding protein 4-like. The record is from RefSeq and is a predicted model, not a curated record. Bases 1 to 576 code for a protein of 191 amino acids. NCBI's taxonomy places the organism in Eukaryota, Metazoa, Chordata, Mammalia, Artiodactyla, Physeteridae. The transcript has 6 exons.
AUGCAGAAGGAGGUUCCCACCAAAACUGUCCCGGCACUGCCAAAGGCGGCCUAUAGACAAGACGUAAUGGAGUACUCCAUCAAAUACGACAAACCGGAGUCGCUAAAACAGUACAUGAGCUCAGGGAAGAUAAAAGAGGAACUAGAGGAAUGCUUCAUGAAUCAAGCAACAGAGCAGGCCAAAAGAGGGGCAGCUGAGAAGGAAAAGAAUCCUCUUGAGCAAAAGUUUAAAGAGCUGCUGCAAAUGUUAGAGGACCAAGAAAGAGCCUUCAAGGGAUUUAGAGUCAAAAUCACAGACGAGAUGAGAGAAAGAGACAACCUUCUGAGAAAGAUGAAUGAGAGGAUUCAGAUGCUGGAGAUCUUAAGAAAUAUAACAGAAGAACAAGAGGAACACUACAUGAAGAAAGAAGAGUGUGCCAAAAGAGAGGCAGCUGAGAGGGAAAAAGACCCUUCUGAGCAAGAGGUCAAAGAGCUGUGGCAAAAGUUGGAGGACCAAAGGAGACUUUUGCAGGGAUUAAGAGCCAAAAUGACAGGGGAGAUAAGAGAAAGAGAGAAGACCUCAGCAGGCUGUGUAUAAUAUCCCAAGAAGCAGG